Messenger RNA from Indicator indicator, 2079 nucleotides. RefSeq names its product protein-glutamine gamma-glutamyltransferase E-like. NCBI's taxonomy places the organism in Eukaryota, Metazoa, Chordata, Aves, Piciformes, Indicatoridae. Gene Ontology annotation, molecular function: protein-glutamine gamma-glutamyltransferase activity. The transcript is spliced from 13 exons. Gene Ontology annotation, biological process: peptide cross-linking. The coding region runs from base 1 to 2079 and encodes 692 amino acids. The record is from RefSeq and is a predicted model, not a curated record.
AUGGGCCAAGCUUCGACGCAGCCAAGCACAAACUGGCACCUGAAAGACAAUGCAAGAGAUCACCACACAGGCAAGUUCUCCAGUGAAGAGUUGAUUGUGAGGAGAGGACAGGCCUUCACUGUCACUUUCAAUGGGACACAACAGCCAGAGCAGAACAUAACCUUCAUUGCAGAAACAGGUCCCAAACCCUCAGUGCGGGCUAAGACCCAGGCCACAUUUGGGGUCUCCAGCACAGUGAGCAAGGAGAACUGGAGUGCAGUUCUUCAGUCUGCCAGUUCCAGCUCUGUCAGCGUCUCCAUUUCCAGCCCACCCAACGCUGUCAUUGGACGUUACAGGCUGAGUGUUCAAAGUACUGCAAGUGGCAGCUCCUCUCCAGCAAGCCUUGGCACUUUUGUCUUGCUCUUCAACCCUUGGUCUUCAGAUGAUGAUGUCUUCAUGCCUAAUAAGGCUGAGUGUGAGGAAUAUGUGCUAGAAGAGUUUGGCAUCAUUUUUGCAGGCAACAAAAAUCGCAUCAACGGCUUUGGAUGGAACUUUGGCCAGUUUCAAGGAGAUAUUCUCAAUAUUUGCCUUUCCAUGCUGGAUCGAAGCUUAAAUCACCGCCAGGACCCUGCCACGGAUGUGUCUCACCGCAACGACCCCAAGUACCUGGGCCGUGUUCUCAGUGCCAUGGUCAAUGCCAAUGAUGACCAAGGGGUGCUGCUAGGAAACUGGAGUGGAACAUAUGAGGGUGGGAAAGACCCAAGCAGCUGGACUGGAAGUGGUGAAAUCCUGCAAAACUGGAAGAAAUCAGGAUACAGACCUGUUAGAUACGGACAGUGCUGGGUUUUUGCAGCAGUACUGACUACAGUGCUGAGGUGUCUGGGGAUUCCCACUCGGAUGGUGACAAACUUCAGCUCUGCCCACGACGCAGACGCAAAUCUGCGUGUGGAUGAGUUUUAUGAUGCAGAGGGAAACCACUUGGACAGGGGAGCGGACAGUGUGUGGAAUUUCCAUGUCUGGAAUGAAAGCUGGUUUACCCGCAGUGACUUGGGCCCCUCCUACAAUGGAUGGCAAGUUCUGGAUGCAACUCCCCAAGAGGAAAGUGGAGGAAUCUAUCAGUGUGGUCCUACCUCACGGAAAGCUGUCAAGGAAGGAGAGGUGGAUCUGGACUACGACUGCGCCUUCGUCUUCGCAGAAGUGAAUGCAGACUGCAUGUACUGGAACUAUGAGCCCACAACUGGAAAGAAAACCCUGAUCUUCUCCAAGUCUACUGAGAUUGGCCAGCUCAUCAGCACCAAGGCUGUUGGCAGAGAUGAUCGGGUAGAUGUCACCAAUGACUACAAAUACGAGGAAGGAUCCAAAAGAGAGAGAGAGAUUUUUAAAAAAGCCCGCAAGAAGCUGGGACUUGAGGAUAAAUUUGAUCCUACAGCACCGACACCACGGGAGGUUGACCAAAAGCCUGACAUCUCAGGGAAGUUCAAAGUGGAUGGCCCCUUACAGGUGGGCCAAGAUCUCAGUCUGAUUCUGGUUCUUGCAAACUUACAGUCUGAUGCUAAGACUGUUCAUGCCAACAUGACUGCCUGGAGCACCCUGUACACCAGAAAACCAGUUGGUGAGAUCUGGAAGGACUCCAUAGAUGUCACCUUGUCUCCUAAGGAAGAGAAACAGUUCCCUAUUAAGAUUCCAUAUACUGACUACCAGCAGCAGUUAACUGCAGACAACAUGAUCCAGGUGACAGCUUUGUGUCACGUAGAAGGUGGGAUUCAAGUGCUUGUGCAAAGAGACAUCACCUUGGACAAUCCUGCCAUCGACAUACAGGUCCUUGGUGAAGCAAAAGUGAAUAAAGAACUGGAUGUGGAAGUGGUAUUUGCCAAUCCUAUUGAUGUGGAAGUGAUGGACUGUGUGCUGCAGGUACAAGGCAAUGACCUGCUCAGAGGAAUCCUUGAGAUAGACUUACCCCCACUGAAAGCCAGUGAGAAAUCCAGUGCAAAGUUCAAACUCACCCCUUUUGAAACGGGGCCCAAACAUCUACUUGUGAAUUUCUCCUGUGAUAAAUUUGCACAUAUCAAGGCCUUCAAGAUGGUAAAUGUGACUGACUAA